AUGGCCAUGACAAAGCAGUCCUUUGCACUUACCAUCACUGUCAUGACCCAUCUCUGGGGGCCUGCUACCAUUCGCAUUAGCGGUGACGAGUCUGUAUCUGGACAAAUCUUGGCCACUCCCGGCGGCGGCGUUGAAUUCCAUUUUCCAGAACGCAUCGUCAUGGUUGCAAAUCACCAGAUCUACACAGAUUGGCUGUACUUGUGGUGGAUCAGCUAUGCGAAUCGGCCAGGGAUGCAUGGUCACAUUUACAUCAUUCUCAAAGAGUCUCUGAAAUACAUACCCUUUAUAGGAACUGGCAUGAUGUUCUACGGAUUCAUCUUUUUGUCGAGAAAGAUGGCGACGGAUCAACCGAGGCUAGCUUAUCGACUGAAUAAGCUCAAGCAGAAGAAGGUCGACCCGCUGGGCAAGACUUACUUGGACCCCAUGUGGCUGCUUCUGUUCCCAGAAGGCACUAAUCUCUCCAGAAAUGGCCGGAAAAAGUCGUUUCAGUGGGCGGAAAAGAAUGGUCUCAAGGAUCCAGAUCAUGUCAUGUUGCCCCGAAGCACAGGCAUUUUUUUCUGUCUGAAUGAGCUCAAGGAUACGGUGGACUAUGUGUACGAUUGCACUGUGGCGUACGAAGGAAUCCCUCGGGGUAAAUAUGGAGAGGAGAUCUUCGGGUUGGCGAGCACCUACUUCGAGGGCCGGCCCCCCAAGUCGGUAAAUCUGUACUGGCGGCGAUUCCGAAUUGCCGACAUUCCCCUCCACGACCAGCGGCAGUUUGACAUCUGGCUCCGUGAUCAGUGGUACAACAAGGAUGCGUUGAUGGAAGAGUUUCUCCACAGGGGUCGUUUCCCGGCCUUGACUGGAGCCAAGGCCGAGUAUGUUGAGACCGAAGUCAGGACCAGAUACCCUUGGGAGAUCUUGCAAAUCUUCACCGUCGUGGGGAUUGCUGGCUUGAUGUGGCAUAACCUGUGGAAAGUCCUGUCAACAAUCUCAGCCAAAGCGGGCAUCGUACUGUGA
Metarhizium album ARSEF 1941 is the source of this 999-nucleotide messenger RNA. RefSeq names its product Phospholipid/glycerol acyltransferase. Bases 1 to 999 code for a protein of 332 amino acids. Lineage: Eukaryota; Fungi; Ascomycota; Sordariomycetes; Hypocreales; Clavicipitaceae. Gene Ontology annotation, molecular function: acyltransferase activity. Gene Ontology annotation, cellular component: endomembrane system. The record is from RefSeq and is a predicted model, not a curated record. The transcript has 3 exons.